Molecule: messenger RNA, 240 nt
Organism: Schistosoma margrebowiei
Lineage: Eukaryota; Metazoa; Platyhelminthes; Trematoda; Strigeidida; Schistosomatidae
Source: the annotation of a GenBank genome assembly
AUGAUGGAUUCCGAUAUACCAGAAUUCAAAGAUAAGCAAACUGCUGUUGAGGAUACAUAUCGACAAAUGCGAAAACUAUGUGAGAAUUACAAAUUGUUCUCGAAACUGGAUGACUUGGAUGAACUAUAUUCGACUAGCCUAAAUUUAAGUUAUAUCCAAGAUGAUUAUGAAACUAUAAAACAUGAAUUAUCACUGCCGGAUUUCAAUGUCCCGAUGAUCCACCAACAUAGUUUCUCUUAA